UGUAAUCGUCAAUUGCUUUCUUCCUACUAGUGUCACCCCUUGGUCACCCCCUUCAACAAUUUUGAAUGGUUUUGUAUCUUGUUUGAAUCAUGUCUACUCAAGCGGAACCCCCUGCGGGAGAGUUGUCCGAGUUCGAGACGCAAUUUGAGCCUCGGUCUAACGAUGACGAUGCUCUAUGGGAAGUCAUAGAAAUCGUUGCCGAGCGGGGUAAGAAGUAUCGGGUCAGGUGGGCGGGCAAUGAUCCUAAGACGGGGAGGCCAUGGCCGUUGGACUGGGUACCUAAGCAUGACUGCACGGAUCACCUUGUGGAAGAGUGGAAGAGGAAAAAGGCCGUGAAGGGACGUCGAUCGAAUAAGACUGGUGGCCAAAAAACUGCUUCACGCGCCUCGACGUUUUCAAAGGUUUCUGCGACUUCUACCUCCCGAAAAUCGCGCUCUCUGGCGGGAGAAAGCGUUCUUAAUCUAACAGACUACGAUGAACCUCCUCGUGCUCAACCGUUGGCAAUAUCAAAAACACAGUCUUCGUCUUCGAAGCGUAAACAUGCAGAUAUGGCAAAGGAGCCAUCAAAUCUAAGUGACUCGGUGGAUCCUUCAGAGCCGGAACAUCCAAAGAAGAAGAAGAAACUCGUUACUGGCGAACCAACUAGUAUGAAGUUGAAGCGCAAGGCAACACAGCGCACCCCCGCUAGCCACAGUCAAUUUAUCGAGUCAGAUGCCGAUGACAAUAUCGCUGCAGCAGGCGGAGUAGGCGAUGGAAUCCCAAUUACCAGAGUUGGUCCACCUACUAGAAAACGCCCUGUACCUAAGUCCAAGGACGACGUCCUCUCGUCUGUCACUGAUCAUCAUCGCGUCACAACUACCGUGACCGUCCAAAAACCUGAACAAUCCAGUGGCUCAAGUCGAAAUGGACAGCCUUUUUCGAAGAACCAACCCGAUGUUAUCGAGUUGUCAUCUACAGAGGAGGCCGACUUAUUACUCAAAUCGAAAAAGCCACCUAUAUCCCGCUUUGCUGACAGGAAGACAGCCUCAAAGACCGCACCACAAGAGACCACCGCCAAACAUGUUGUGGCUCAAUCCUCAGUCAGGUCACACAUCACUACUCCCGCAAUACUUCAUUCCAGGAAGUCAUCUUCAGUUUCUCCCCUUCCUUUGCGACGCCAACCAUCAUUAUCCCCUGGCGCCCGAGCUCGGUUAGAGAUAUUUGACUGCAUGAUGGGCAUCGGCUCGGAUAAUGGUGACGGAGAUCCCUACGCGAAUAUGGGCGAGAAUGCAGAUUAUGGCGCUGCAGAUCCUUACGACACACCUCUUGGUCCGCCUCCUAAGUCUUCAACGCCGCCACCCACGACUGCUACUACGGCAGGUCGCAAGAAACCUACCGGCGAUUCACCGUUUUCUGGGAUUGUCCCGGAGACAGAGUCUUCGCAGUCCCAGCCUUCACUUCCCAACCACAUAACGAAUGGAAAGCGCACUGAUCAGCCGCCGCCACUCAAACAACCUUCUCUCCCAAGAUCUACUUCAAGGAAAUCCCAGUCAGCAUCGGUCUUGCCUACCGUCGCUUCAAGCAGUGAAGUGCCACUUCGACCGCGGAAACCACCCGCAGGGCCAGUUCCACGUAUCUCCCCCCACACCUUCCGUAAGACGGUUGAAUCGCUCACUACAGAACACGAUAAUGAGCCUCCGAUGAGCUCCAUUGAAAGCUUCCCAUCUCCGCAGAAAGAUAAGGGAAAGCAACGAUGCUCUGGCCCUGACAAACGUUCAAGCGACGAAGAUCCUGUUCCUGGCGUUACGGACGCGGAACUGAAAGCUAGAGGGAAAGCACUGUAUGAGCGGGCUUUGCGGAAGAAGGAGCUUCUCCAAGUUACCGAUAAACCACCUAAAAAAACUAUCAAUGACCUUGUACGAUCACGCGUGCCUCUGGCUAUGACCAGCAAGGACAAACAGUCGGGACCAGACACUCACCCAUUCGCCUCUAACAAUGGGGUUCACGAGGGAGAGUUCGAAAUCGUUCAGCAGAUGGAGGAUGCUUACGUUGACCUCAGCGGAGGAAAUAGCACAACUAUCGACACUUUCACACAAAGUGGCCCCCAAGAUAAAGAGGCUCAGCGCAUCCUUCUUCGUGAGGAGGAGGAGGAAUGUACGCAGGAGGCUUUACUCAGCGGUAAUCCAGCGCUUCUGGUGCCAAAGGUAGAUGUUGUGGAAAAAUUUGAAGCGCGACGGCAGGAGCUGGCUAUCGAUGAUACAGAGAUGGGCAAUAAUGAUGAUGGUGUUCAGCCGCCCCCCGUGCCUGCCGAGCCAGGUGGAAGUAACCACAAAACAAACCAGCCUUCAACACACAUAGACGACUUACAAGUUGCCAGUAUGAUUGCCAACCCAAGUCAAGGUCAACGGCAAGGCAGGGAUGAUGAAGAUUUUGAUACAUCAAAUAUUCACUUGAACAGUUCACCAACACGAAGCGUACCGCAGCAUGAUAGCGACGCGACUGUGAGACGGCUUAAUCAGGCACUGACCACCCUCCACAAGAAGUCCGACGAGAUUCAAGCGUUGCAAGCUGCAUUGGCACUUGAGCGCGAGAAAACUUCAAAGCUCGAAGCCGAAGUAAAGGCAGUCUGGCAGUCCCCAAGUACGGCUGGUCAGGAAGGAAUCGCACCAAGCGCUCAACCCGUAGGCGCAAUGCAGACCAAUUCAGCCGUUUCCGAGCUUGCCGACAUGAGGGUCAAGUGGAACCAAGAGCGCGAGGUCUGGGAGGCCGGGCGCCGUAAUUGGGAGGAAGAAAUCGUGAGACUCACCGCUGAGCGAGAUCGCUUUGAAACCAACGCGCGCUCGGUUGACGAGCUUAAAGCCUCUUGGGAUGCGGACCAAGCGACUUUCCGGCGAGAACGCGAGCUAUGGGAGAAUGAACGCAAGAAAUUGGAUCUCCAAGUGGCCGAAAUGCUUGGUGAGCGAAUCGGAUGGGUGGAGGAACGUGAUCGUCUUGCUGCCCAGAUCGAAUCGUUAACGGAGACUGGUGCCACUUUUAAAGCGGUACGAGCUCAAUGGGAACAAGAACAAACUAUUAUCAUGGUGGAGCGUGCUGCAUGGGUGGAGGAACGGGAGAGUUGGGCACAGCAACGAACGGCAAGUGCCCGAGAACGCGCUUUGUGGGACAUUCAUCGCGAAGCCAUGGAGCUACGAAGUAUUAAAUGGGAAGCCGAUCAUGCUGAAUGGGUACGUGGCAAGGAACUUUGGGAAUCUGAGCGCGAAAAGUGGUCUGCGGAGCGCGCCUCGAUGAUCGAGGCACACGAGGCACUUGUUGCGGACGUGACGAGAUCAAAUUCCUCUUUGGAUGCCCUGACUCGCUCCAAGAGUCUGGCUGAAAAGGACCGCGACUUCUUCCGUGAUCAAUAUACGCAGGCUUCUGGUUUCGUGAGCGCCACUAGAACAGAGAAUAUUGAGCUGGAGCAGAAGGCCAAGGUUGCUGAAGGUCAAGCACGCGAUGGAGUUGCUUUGAUCAAGCACAUGUUCGAGAGUCAGAUAAAGGCGUUGAAAGAAGAUGUCGAUCGAUGGAGAGGUGUUUCCGCCCUUCUCCAGGAGAAAGAUCGGCGAACAGAUGAUCUUAUCAGACGCCGUGCUGCCGAACACCCUGAGCUUGCAGAACGAUGCCGGCAACUGGAGCGUCAGGUUGACUCGUUGCGUGCUGACCUCAUUGAGCUUGGACGUGUUCAUCAAAAGUCUUCUGUGGAGCCCGAUAAAAUUCAAGAUCUGAAACUCUCCGAACCGCGAGAACACAAUCGGGUGCCCGAUUUCCAUUCGGUGAAACUAUCGUACACCGAGCUUGAACCAGGCGAAAUUAUAGAGCUAAACGGUCUGUCGGAUCCAGACACUAGCUUUUUGAGCCAGGCGGACGCUUUAGAAGUUGAUGUCAACUCGGAGGAAGCCGAGGAGGAAGAGUGUGGGCUGUAUCCCUGCAAAUGGAAAACUGGGGCCGACAUAAUAGGCCAAUGCCAGCAGUCCUUUGACUGCAGAGAGGCACAUGCAUGAUCAGCAUUAUCGCCCUCAACUGGGAGCCUGCGGUGAUGUUUGAGUAAUGUAUCGGAUCUUAUUUUUUACUGUAAGAGUUUUUGGGACUAGUGGCAAAUCACGAUGAUACUUCGCGUGA
Molecule: messenger RNA, 4134 nt
Organism: Suillus subaureus
Lineage: Eukaryota; Fungi; Basidiomycota; Agaricomycetes; Boletales; Suillaceae
Exons: 7
Coding region: 90-4016 (1308 amino acids)
Source: RefSeq, a predicted model, not a curated record